Molecule: messenger RNA, 2783 nt
Organism: Nothobranchius furzeri (turquoise killifish)
Lineage: Eukaryota; Metazoa; Chordata; Actinopteri; Cyprinodontiformes; Nothobranchiidae
Source: RefSeq, a predicted model, not a curated record
GCUUCAUGCUUAGUGUGUGGGAGGGACUAAAAGGAAAGCCACGGCGUCGUGCAGGGUGGGGGGGUUGGAGACUGGAUGCAUUCAGCAAGGAUUUUCUUUCCUUAUCUCCGAACGCGUUGCGUGGUCUCAUCCGCCCUCGUGCUGCGGAAAGCAGUCAGAAGGGAUGAAGAAGUAGCACGGGAUGCUGGCGGGUGAAAACAGCGUGGGAAGAUCCUCCGGCGGUGAAAUGGCUUCUCCAGAGCAGCUUCCCGCAGAUGGUGGGGGCAAAGAGCCCGAAAACACCAACCUCCCGGACCGGGUUUCUCCUGCUCUUCGUCUACACUCCAUCCGUAACUCUGCUGGAUCAACAGGAGAGGCGUUCCACGAGGAGGGCGGCGGUGUUCCGGUCCGCAGCAGCCUUGGCCAGUGUCUUUCAGCACCAAGGACAGCGCCGCGCCGGGCUGCCACGGAGAAAAUCCGGGUGUGUUGCGAUGAGGAAUUAGAGACCUCUUUCACCUUUGUUGAUGAGAAUGUUAACCUGCGGAUGGCCAGCCCAGACAUCAGCUGCAAAAGUACUCUAAGGCCUGUGCACAACGGCGAGCCCUGCACCGAGACUUUACCGGAGCUUUCCUUUAUGUCCGAGGACGACCUCUCCUUCGGUGAGAGCUCCGGGACCUCAGUGGACUACGGCUUUAUCAGCGCAGUCACGUUCCUGGUGACUGGGAUCUCCUUGGUAAUCAUCUCCUACGCCGUGCCUCGGGACGUGAUGGUGGACCGGGACAGUGUGUCGGCACGGGAGAUGGAGAGGCUAGAGAUGGAGAGCGCCCGGAUAGGUGCGCACCUGGACCGCUGCGUGAUCGCGGGACUCUGCUUGCUCACGCUGGGCGGCGUGGUGCUCUCCACGCUGCUCAUGAUCUCCAUGUGGAAGGGAGAAAUGUACAGGAGGAAGCUGUUGGCUUACUCCAAACGCUCAGCCAAACUGUACGGUUCCAUCAGCCUGAAAACGAGGUCAAGUCCCAGCCACUCCUCUGCGCACCUGUCCAUAGAAGAGGAAACGGUGGACACUUUGACUUAAGCUUAAACAUAUAAUGAAACAAGCCAUUCAGACACACUUUACAAAUAUUAAAAUUGUUCAUCUUAAUCAUGAUUUUGUUGAAAGGGGCGUGAAAGAAUGCCAUCACAUCAGAAUUUCAGAAUAAAACAACAUGUCAAAUGAUUUAGAUCUCAUUAAAAUGAUCAGAGAGUGACUAAAGACACACCGAAUCAUAUAUUUUAACCUAAUAGUUUUAUUAUAAAAGUAAUUUGUUUAUUCAUGUGAAUCAAAGCCACUAAACUGCACAGAAGAAUGGGACAAGCCUGUCCCUGUGGCAAGUGAGUAAGAGUUAGCAGUGCUGUAGCUGUCCCUGUCUGCUGGGGACUCAGCUCAGUGGUCCACGUGGUAAUAUCCAGUGACAGUUCCUCUCUGGUGCAGUGCUGAGGUAAGCUUGCUAGCCUGCCCUGAUGCAUCUGAGCCAAACCUCUCUGUGCAGCAGGAGUCUCAGUUCUCCAUCUGAACAGCAGCAUAUAUUUGGAGUCAGACCUUGAAACGUGAUCCUGGAAAAUCACAAACAGAGUGUCUGCAACUGUUCCAGCUUGGUCAGCAUUUCCGUAUCAGCUUGCCUUUUCUUUCUCCAUCCACCAGUUGAAGAUGUGUUUAGGCAUAACUAAUCACACAUGAAAGAGUUGCCCUACUUUCAAAACCUUAAGCUGCCUUGACUUCAAAGAGCCAAUUACCUCUCUAAUGUGGGAAAUCACUCUUUUAAAAGCUAUAAUCGGUCUUGUUACAGUGAUUUGUUCAUCAAAUGUUUGCAGAUUAACACAUAAGAGAUGUGUCAAACACCAUCUUGCUAAAAGAAAAAAAAACAGUUACCACCCCAAAAUGGCCCACUUCACUGUCCCCUCUCUCUCCUCCUCAUGGCUCUAAGCAGAGAGCUAAUUCUGCACAAUUCUCCUGAAAGACAAAGCCUUCUUUUGUGCGGGCAACCCAGCAAGGCUCAUAAAUCAUGCAUGAACUCUUUCUAUUUGCAGAAAUUAAUUUUAACAGCCAAAUGGUGCAUUCUUGAAAAAAAGUAUUAGUGAUUUCUUUGCAAUGUCACUGUACCAAUUGGUUUCUUUUGUGAUUUGCUGGCCUGUGUGACCCUGAUCAAAACUCACAUUCAAAACGACACGAGUCAGCCUCCGACAACGAGACAUGUGGGUUGAUUACUUUAUAGCAAAUGGCUCGAGGUUGUGCUGUUGCUGUGCCUUCAGUGGUUGGCUUUGUGAGGACUCACUGCAUCUAGGUGCAUUUUCAGCAGUCAAUGCAGUGACGGGAAUAAAAUUUGUGUUUUAGGAAAAAAUAUCUGAGGAAAUUUGGGUGAGAGCCUGCAGGGUGAGGUAAUCCCAUUUUGUGUCUUUUUAUGUUCUGUUUUUAGGACAACAGAGCUGACAAAAUGUGUGUGCAAUCCUGAAAAAUUACAUUGAUAGUUCAGAAAGGUCAUGCAAUGCCAAAUGGAUUCCAAAUUAUUACGGGAAAGGGAAUAAAAUGAAUGACUGAGUGAGGUAAUGUUGUCCUUUUUGUCCUCGUGGAAUUGAAUGUUUCAUUUUGUAGCAGAUCAUGAUGUUUUUGGCUGUGAACAUGAAACAAUCAGCUCCAGGUUGUUGAAAAUUUAGUUUUUGUUGUUCUUCCUCAAAUGGAUAAUUUGACUGUUUAACACAGACUCAUGCGGAAAGAGCCUUGGUUUGAAGAAACAGAGAGUAGAUCUGACCAAACCCAUGAGCUACUA